ACCAUGUGUGCACACAAGUGAAAAUGACAUCUGGCAGCAGAAGAGCAUGGAAACUUGAGGGAGGAGGAAACAUCUUCAGUCUGGCAGGGUCAUCAAAGCAGCUCAGCUGAGAAAGAACACCCCCUACAGUCCUAGGUAGAAUUCCACAUUCAAACCUCAAGAGAUGUCUCAGGAAGUGGACUGGUUACACAGCCAAGCAGGUGUGUGUAAGGUAGAUCUCUACAAUCCUGAUGGAGGAAAGGACCAGGACCGCAAAGUGAUUUGUUUUGUCGAUGUCUCCAGCCUGAACAUAAAAAGCACAGAUGAUACAGAUAAAGAUGCUGCUGGCCAGUCUAAAGCCAGUGAAUCUUGCACUGGACUUGAUCUGGGGAACAUGCAGGACAAAGAAGUCAUUGUAAUAAAGGAUAGUGAGACACCAGAACAGUCUAAAACUGAAGGAGCAGUAUGUCUGUUCAAACAAGGUUCAACGGAAGAACUCAACGUUGUGUCCUGGCUCUUCGAUGACCUGCAGAAAUAUGCAUGUGGAUUCCAACAUGCUCUGACUCCUUCAGGUGGCCCUCAACAACAAAAACCAUCAGCAGCUGACAAAAUGUCCCAGAACAACAACAAUACAGCUUUCAAAUCUUCUGAAGGUCAGAAAGCAUGUUCAGAUGAGGUAGCAAGCACUGUUCAAAAGCUAUGUUCUUUGGUUAUGCAAAUGGCAAGUAAAGAGAUCUCUGAAAAUCUGGAAGACGCAGCCAGUAAAUGUAUACGUCAGGCAAUUUAUGCCUCAAAAGAUGGAAAAGCUCUCAAUCCUGCUAAUGUAAGUAAGGUUGCAUCUAAGAUGGUGAACGAAGCUAUGGAAAAUGCCCAAGACCCCAGCACUAAAUCAUCUCAAGAGAAGAUUGCAGGCAAGGAAGAGGGUAAAGGAGGCCCCAAAAAAACAUCUCUGUUUUAUGGUGAAGUAUGUUCCAACCAAAGUGAGUCUAUACAAGAUGAAGAAAUGAAGCAUUGCCAAGUAGUCCACCCAAGGAGACAGUCAGCUCGCAAUGACUGUGGUUCGUUUAACAAAGGACUAAUGGUUUAUGCAAACAAAAACGCCAAGGAUAUGACGUUCUCAUUUGUGAAUGCCACAAAGAUUCACAAGAGGCAGCCACUUCCAGCUUGUGUUGUUUUGAAAAGAGUGUUUCUCAAACACACAAGGGAUGUCAUAUCAGACUUAAUUGAUUCUACCAUGAAAAAUCUACAUAAUGUCACGGGGGUCCUCAUGACAGACUCUGAUUUUGUUUGCACUGUAAAGAAGAACCUCUUCAAUGCAGGAACGCAGAAGUCAACUGAGAUUUUAGAAGCAAUGGUACUACGAAUGUAUAAUGCUUUGAUGACAGAAACUAAGGAAAAAGGCCAUAGUCUUGUAUACUCUUUACUGAAAACAGGAUGUUCCAUGGACCCUAACGCUCCCACUAUGCACUUUGCAUCUUUGAAGGGUGGAUUAUCUACGAGGGAAAAGGGUAAGCAAGACACAGGACAGACAUCAGCCCAGAGAGUAGGUGAGACAAUAAUUAAAGAUGGAAUUAGCAUGCUACGUUCAAAAGCAGGAUGCAAGCCUCCAGACAGGGGAUGUCCUAACAAAAAGACAGAAAAGAGUAACUCCACAACUGAGUUUCUAGCAAAAGACCUCAUUUUGACAGCUUUAAUGCUGAUCCAGCAACAUCUGUUAACUCAAUACAAGGAACCACACUGCGAGUCAAAUUCAUCUUCAUUUGGGUAUUAUGAAAAAGGAGGCAAACAUGGUAGUAAAACUCGCAGUUCCAACAAGUGUGAUCCACAACAGCAAGAAUUCCAGAAGGGAGAAAUACAAAGUGCCCUCCUAUCAAUCAUCCAGAAAGUCCUACAAGAGGCUGGCUUCAAUGUAGAUGAAUGUGAAGUAAGCAAGAAUUUCAAACAAUGCUCAUUUGAUGAGCGGUCUAGCAGAAAGUCCUCAGACAAACACUGCAGUUCAGAGGUGGAUUCUGAAAACAUGGAUCAAAUAAACAAGACAUUCAUUGACCAGCUGAUGGAGUCUGUGAUGAAGCUGUGUAUGUACAUGACUAAAAGCCCUGAUUUUGUUGUUGAAGAAUGCUCUGAUGAUCAGGCUACAUACUUUACUGCGAGAAACAAAGGUGUAUCAACUCCAGAUUCGAUGACAUGCCAGAAACCACAAGCCACAGGUAUUGGAAAACCACUUGUGCCUGCUGGUUCUGAGGUGAUAGUGAACAACCAGUGUGCCAACACCAGCUCACAGAACAAAGAGCUCCAGGCUGUCCUCCAGUGGAUGGCUGCCUCUCACUUCCAAGUGCCCAAUCUUACAUUUAUGAAUGAGAAUGAUGAGGAACUGAAGAAGCUUCCUAAAUUGGCUGACAAAGCAGCCAAAAAGGGUUCAAGUGUGGGGGAUAUUCUGCAGGAGGUAAUGAAGUAUUUCGAAAAACAACAAGUUGAUGCCGCUGUGGGAAACAUGCCUCGUGGCGGACUUCUUGACUGGUUGCUUGCUAAUCUGUAGACAAGUGCCAACACCUCCCUCUCAUUACUCCCACCCAGCAAAGUGCCAUCUGAAUUACCGGAUGGAAUAACAAUACAGCUCAUUUUCCAUAGACAACACUUCAUCAAAUUCCACAGGCUGUUACACACUAGCUGGGCAAAAUCAUCAAUAAAAAACAUACACAUGUCA
Messenger RNA from Hemicordylus capensis (graceful crag lizard), 2683 nucleotides. It is a transcript of the gene AKAP4, whose product is annotated as A-kinase anchoring protein 4. NCBI's taxonomy places the organism in Eukaryota, Metazoa, Chordata, Lepidosauria, Squamata, Cordylidae. The transcript has a single exon. Gene Ontology annotation, molecular function: protein kinase A binding. The coding region runs from base 164 to 2515 and encodes 783 amino acids. Gene Ontology annotation, biological process: intracellular protein localization. The record is from RefSeq and is a predicted model, not a curated record. Gene Ontology annotation, cellular component: sperm principal piece; sperm fibrous sheath; cytoplasm.